This is a messenger RNA of Dreissena polymorpha, 2974 nucleotides long. RefSeq names its product sodium-dependent multivitamin transporter-like. The transcript has 15 exons. The record is from RefSeq and is a predicted model, not a curated record. Gene Ontology annotation, biological process: sodium ion transport; transmembrane transport. Gene Ontology annotation, molecular function: symporter activity. Gene Ontology annotation, cellular component: membrane. Bases 175 to 2097 code for a protein of 640 amino acids. NCBI's taxonomy places the organism in Eukaryota, Metazoa, Mollusca, Bivalvia, Myida, Dreissenidae.
UUGAGCUUUUCGUGGCAGGUUUAAAAUUUGUUUACGUUAGUCAGAUACUGUGGAGUUAAACUAGAGCACAUACUGUGUCGAUGCGAUACUAUAGCGUUGUACUUGAGCGAGGAACGGCGUUUUGAACAGUUUUACAAACUAAUUCGUGCGGGUUUGCUUUGCAAAGGCGCGAAGAUGACGGCGGAACGAAAUUACAGCUUCUUAACUGGACAGAAGAACACGUUUUCCAUCGCGGAUUAUGUUAUAUUCGGUUGCAUGUUAGCAGUGUCGACGUUUAUAGGAUUUUUCUACGCGAUCAAAGACCGUCGGAUAAGCGACACAAAGCUGUUUCUACUCGCCGGCGGCAAAAUGAACUGCGUUCCGGUCUCCAUGUCCCUGCUGGCUAGCUUCAUGUCGGCUAUCACCCUGCUGGGAACGCCGGCGGAAAUGUACAACUACGGCACCAUGUACUGGUGGAUAGGACUCUCGUACGCCGGCGCCGUCGGCCUGUCGGCUCACGUUUACACGCCCAUUUUCUACCGGCUGCGACUGACGUCGUGUUAUGAGUACCUCGAGAAACGGUUUAGCAAAGGUGUCCGACUGAUGGGGACCUGUAUAUUCUCAUUACAAAUGAUAAUCUACAUGUCCAUAGUGUUAUACGCACCGUCCCUGGCUCUGAAUGCAGUGACCGGUCUAUCUUUGUGGGGUGCCAUCAUCUCAGUAGGAAGUCUGUGCACUAUAUACACCGCAGUAGGCGGCAUGAAGGCUGUGCUAUGGACGGACACGUUCCAGACCGUGAUGAUGAUUGUGGGCCUGCUGGCCACGCUUAUCCAGGGCUGCAUCGAGAUUGGAGGCUUCCAGGCCGCCUGGGACAUCACCAAACAGAACCAGCGCGUCUACUUCGAUGAUUUCCGGUUGGACCCCACGGUACGCCACAGUUUCUGGGCGCUCACCAUAGGUGGCGUCUUCCUGUGGGCGAGCGUCUACGCGACCAACCAAGCCCAAGUCCAGCGGUCCCUUAGCUGCGGCUCACUGCGGGGCGCUCAGGCAGCUCUAUGGGUCAACUUCCCGGGCCUGUGUGUCAUCCUGAUGCUCUCCUGUCUGAACGGGAUUGUCAUGUACGCCUUCUAUAGCACCUGUGAUCCCGUGAAGUUUGGACUCAUCCAGGCGUCCGACCAGCUCUACCCGCUGUUCGUUAUGGACCUAUUGAGCCAUGUCCCGGGGGUCCCGGGUCUUUUUGUAGCCUGCAUAUUCAGUGGAACUUUAAGCACUAUAUCCUCCGGACUGAACUCCAUGUCAGCUGUCACGCUUACAGACAUCGUACGUCCUAUGGUGCCCGGAAUGAGCGAGUCACGGGCAACAACUCUUACAAAAGUUUUUGCGCUGGUGUACGGCGUUGCUUGUCUUGGGUUAACAUACGUGGCGUCAAAACUAGGAAAUAUUCUUCAGGCAGCUCUGUCACUGUUUGGAAUCGUCGGGGCCCCUAUGCUUGGGCUAUUUACCUUAGGAAUGAUUUACCCAUGGGCGAACUACAAGGGCGCCUACGCCGGAACGCUAACCAGCGUCGUGAUUAUGAUGUGGAUAGGUGGUGGGGCGCACGUUACCAAGACGUAUAGGUAUCAGCCACCUGUGAAAACGUACGGGUGUAACUGGAACCUCACUUGGCAGGACGCGACCUCCAACACCAGCAGCGUCCUCCCACCUGUCGUCGAUAUGGACGGCAACGUGACCGCUGUUGAAAGCGAGCCGGAAGGCCUAGCACGGUUCUACUCACUGUCGUAUCUCUGGUACAGUUGCUUUGCCAUGUUGAUCGUGACGGUGGUUGGUCUGACCGUCAGCUUCCUCACAGGACCAGAGGAUCCCAAGUCGCUUGACGCAAGACUGAUAUGCCCGAUAUUCGAUGUCCUGUGUCCUUUCCUGCCUGAGAAAUGGAGGAAACCACUCAGAUUCGGGAUCGAGCAUGAAGGAAAAUAUGACAAGGACAUUGAAGAGGCCAAGAAACGCCCGACGUCUCUGAUCUCUGUGGACAAAGAUGGCGACAUCGUGAUACCGACGGAAAUGGAUGUGCUCAUAAUGCACGAGAACAAUCAGACAAAGGUGAUCGUUGUCGAACAUUGAUGGUGGUGAUUCAGCAUUUUGCGCUCAACUUACAUUUCGUUUAUAUACGAAGAUGCAAAGGUUCAUUUUGUGGACAUUGAUGAUGAUGAUUUAGCGUAUGGACCAACGCUGGGAUAUUCUCGUGAAUAUGUUUGUCAUUUUGACCGCUGACCUAAAUUCGACAUGAAAUAUGCAGUCAAUGAGUUUGUCAGUCACGUUGACAUAUUGAGAAGAACAUAGAUAUGUGUAUACAAUUGAAAUGCGCUCUGGGAAAACCGGGCUAAAUGCAAAUGCUUCAAGUGUCGUCUUAGAUUAGCAAAUGCUAAUCAAUGACGACAUCUCCGCUUAAAUUAGAUUUUUCGCUAAUAAGAUACUUCAUGCAAUCGAAAUGAAAGUGUCGCCCCUUGAUAAGCAUGUGCUUGUGUGCAGGCAAAUCUGGGACAACACUUAACCCUUUGCAUGCUGGGAAAUUUGUCGUCUGCUAAAAUGUCGUCUGCUGAAUUUCUAAAAUUAGCAUUUUCUGCGAUUUUUUUCAAAGAAUAUUAUCAGAAUAGCAAACAGUUUGGAUCCUGAUCAGACGCCACGUUCUGUGGCGUCUCAUCUGGAUCCAAACUGUUUGCAAAGGCCUUCAAAAUUCGGUUCCCGCACUGAAAGGGUUAACGCACAUGCAUUAAACCAAGUUUUCCACGCACGAGGCUGAUUCUUAUUCUGCGGCUCUUUUUGUUCGAUACAGUUCAGAAUUUUAGGAAGCGACGGGUUUGGUGAUGAUGGCUUGCCUAACAAGCAGCUCAAUCGCGGAAAUUCGUUCAUUUAUAGGUUUUAUAUACUGUUAAGAUUUAUAUACUCUGUGUAUACAAUUAUUGACUUUUAUGCUGACAAUUAAAUUGUCACGAAUACA